AUGGCGACAGCGCUACCUUCCGGCGACAAGGCCCCAGUCGUGAGCUUUUGCGAGCCUCAAACAACCGUAGCAAUCUACAUCACAGCACAGAAAUCGUCUGACUCCCAAGAGAAAGUAGCACGAGAGCCCCUCCCUAGUCCAGCCAGCGCCAGCGGCUCCCUUACCACGCAAACCACCUCCGAACCAGAAACUCCAAAGUUUGUCAUCCACAAACACUUGAUCUGCCAUCACUCCCCUUUCUUUUCCGCUGCUUUCAAUAGCAAUUUCAAGGAAGGAAUUACUCAAGAGAUGACCAUAGACAUGGAUCUCAACGCCUUUGGAUUGUUCGUGAACUGGCUUUACAAUCAGGUUAUCCUUGGUGCCAGCGGAGAGCAGCCUGACCUGCCGACUCUGGCUCAUCUAUGGAUCCUUGCUGAUCGAGUAUUGAUCCCUAAGUUGCAGAACCAAGCUAUGGAUAUCAUGUAUUCCCGUCUACUGAGUGGCGGGAGUGUAGUGAGGCAGGAGUUUUGCUCAUUUUGCAACAUUGCCGACGAGCAUGCGGAUGGAGAUAAUUAUCUCACUGAAUUGGCAGCUGCUCUUUUGACUUGGGAGCACCCGAACUUCAUUCUGAACAUCGACCCGAACCUGGUCCCUGCUUCAGUCUUUGCAAAAUCAUGGGCUUCUCUGAAGAUACUGCAAGGCCUCGGCUCGGGACAACCUGCUACUUUGGUCACAUUCCACGUGAAAGAAGAUGCGAAUUGA
This is a messenger RNA of Hyaloscypha bicolor E, 741 nucleotides long. RefSeq lists its product as uncharacterized. Bases 1 to 741 code for a protein of 246 amino acids. The record is from RefSeq and is a predicted model, not a curated record. The transcript has a single exon. Lineage: Eukaryota; Fungi; Ascomycota; Leotiomycetes; Helotiales; Hyaloscyphaceae. Gene Ontology annotation, molecular function: protein binding.